AUGGGUUACCCUUCCGAUCUCAAGGUCGUCUCGCGUAAGUUGACCAGCAACAUUGCCAUUGGUUCGCUGGCGUUCUCCCGCUUCAACGUCAUCAAUUUCGGUGCUCGCAUGGCCGCCAUCAACCACGAUGACUCCAUCAUUAUCUGGUCGGCGAUGCCCUACGGUCCUCAAGUCGAAGAAGUGAUCGGCUUGGUGGCCCAGAAACCGUUCAACAUAUCUCACCUCAUCAUCCCCGAUAACCAGCACACCAUGGCUGCGAAACUGUUUAAGGACAAGUACCCCCAGAUGAAGAUCAUUGCUCCCGAAGGUGUCGACGUUCCUGGCUUGCCUCUUGACUACGUUAUCACUUCGGACAAUGCCAACAAAAUUCUAGACACCGCUGCUUUGAAUAACAUUGGUAUCACUGACCCUGUCAUCACUGAGAAUUUCCAGUUUGUCUACUUGCCCAGUCACGCUAACAAGGAAUUGGUGACUUACGACAUUAAGCUGAAAACUGUGUUCGAGGCCGACUUGCUUUUCAACUUGGGCGUGUCGGAACAAUUGGAACAAUACUCGCGAGAAACCGGGUUCUCCGACCUGUUUAACCCUCACGGCGGGUUGUCGUUCCUUACCAGAUACAUGCAACCGCAUUCCAAAGUGGGUAACGGUCUUACCAGAAAGAUUGUCCACAUCAAAAACGCGGCUCCCGGGUUGCAAGCGAUUUACUCGUGGGACUUCAACACGAUUGUGCCGUGCCACGGUAACGUCAUCGAUAAGGGAGCCAAGGAUGCUUUCAAGUCGACGUUUGCUCCGGCGUUCACUAAUUAG
Diutina rugosa is the source of this 807-nucleotide messenger RNA. RefSeq lists its product as uncharacterized. The record is from RefSeq and is a predicted model, not a curated record. The coding region runs from base 1 to 807 and encodes 268 amino acids. NCBI's taxonomy places the organism in Eukaryota, Fungi, Ascomycota, Pichiomycetes, Serinales, Debaryomycetaceae. The transcript has a single exon.